Messenger RNA from Haliotis rufescens (red abalone), 5635 nucleotides. Its product is annotated as protocadherin beta-6-like. Bases 216 to 3713 code for a protein of 1165 amino acids. Gene Ontology annotation, molecular function: calcium ion binding. The transcript is spliced from 5 exons. Gene Ontology annotation, cellular component: plasma membrane. Gene Ontology annotation, biological process: homophilic cell-cell adhesion. The record is from RefSeq and is a predicted model, not a curated record. Lineage: Eukaryota; Metazoa; Mollusca; Gastropoda; Lepetellida; Haliotidae.
ACCAGCAAUCCGGCUUCUGAAGAGUCGUUUAGGCGUACCAAGUCAGGCCGUGGUGUUUUGCAGGCCUUCCUUGGCGUGGACUGACGUUUCACGGUUACUGAUCGGAUGUACGCAGUGAGCGUGUUUAUACAGUGAAAUAUACAUGUGUGUCAUCGGCGUGACUGAAACGGACCUGCCUAGUACAACAUGCUUGCGGCUAAGAUGAACUAGGGAAUAUGAUGGUUGGAACCAGACACAAGAUGGAAGUGUGCCUACCUUUUGUGAUUGGUUUGUGUUUCAUCACAAUGUGUGGAUGUGCAGAAUUUACGUACUAUUACAACAUAUAUGAAGAAGUGCCCCCUGCACACUCCACAUUUAUAGGAAAUAUCCCAAAUGACACCAACCUGAAAUCGAUGGUCAGUGAAGCAGACUUUUCAAACUUGCAGUACAGUUUUCUGACAGAGGGAGAUUAUGAGACAACCAAAUAUUUCAGUCUGGAUGAAAAUACUGGGAAUCUGCGUACAUCGUCUGAUGAUGUGUUAGACAGGGAAACUCUCUGCCCAUUUGCAUCAACCUGUGUUUUGUCUUUGGAGAUUGCCAUCAAGUCAAAGUUAACCCAGUUCUUCAGGACGGUUGCCUUGGAAAUAUCCAUAGCUGAUGUCAAUGACAAUGCUCCUAAGUUUCCAACCAACAAGAAGACACUGAACAUAUCUGAGGAAGUGGUGACUGGAGCCUCCUUCGCUCUGGACGGAGCUGUGGAUCGGGAUACUGGAGCCAAUAAUUCUCUACAAACCUACACCAUUCAGCCAGAAGAUGGACCUUUUGAGCUUCAGUUUAGCAAGAACAUUGAUGGAACGUCCUAUCUGAAUCUGGUGGUGCGGGAGAAGCUGAACCAUGAAGAGAGAAACUUGUACAAUGUGCAGGUCAUCGCUGUGGAUGGCGGGGUGCCGCCCAACCAGGGCGUCCUCAGUGUGGAAAUCAAUGUGAUUGAUAUGAAUGACAAUCGACCCAGGUUUACACAAGAUUCCUACAGUGUUGUUGUGGAAGAGAAUGUGGCGCAGAACUUUGUAAUCCUGGUGGUGAAUGCAACUGAUGCAGAUUCUGGUGCCAAUGGUGAGGUGAGAUACAGUCUCAGCUCCCAUCAAGCUGUGAAGAAUCAGAAACUGUUUGCAAUUAACCCCCAGACAGGUGAGCUAAGUGUGACAGGUGAGCUUCAGAGUGAGCCGGAGGAGAAGUAUGACAUCAUUGUAGAAGCGAGUGACAUGGGGGUGCAGCCAUUCACGACCCAAACGGUGGUCACUGUGGAAGUCCUUGACACCAUCAACAACCCACCGAGAAUCAGAGUCAACUUACUCACCAGUCAGGUCCUGAACUUCUCCCUCAUAUCCGAGUAUGCCAACCUGGGUGUAGUGGUUGCACAUAUCCGGGUGUAUGAGUCGGACAGAGGGAGGAAUGGUAUUGUUAAAUGUGAGCUUAUACAGCAUAACUAUUUCGAACUCCAGGGCUUUGAUGUUAAUGAGUAUAAAGUCAUUGUAGCUAAACCACUUGACCGGGAGUCCAAGGCUGAACAUACCUUGACCGUUCAGUGUGAGGAUGCAGGAACACCCCCACUUAGUGUAAACGCAAGUUUCAUUGUGAAAGUCACAGACGAGAAUGACAAUGCCCCACAGUUUAGCCGUGCCGUCUAUUCAGCUACCAUCAGGGAAAACAACAAGAUAGGGGACAGUGUUCUUACAGUGGUGGCCCAGGAUGUGGAUGAAGGCAUCAACAGUGACAUCAGGUACUCCCUCUCACCGAUGUACAACCGGGAGGAGUUUAUAAUUUCUCCAGAGUCUGGUCUCAUUCUAGCCAAUACACGGUUUGAUUAUGAAACAAAAUCAGUCAUGAAUUUCUCUGUGAUUGCUGUCGAUAGUGGAAAUCCUCCUAAAACCUCAACUGCCAAAGUGACAGUGCGUGUGAUCGAUGUUAAUGAUCAGAAACCUACAUUUUCCCAUUCUGUUUUCCAUUUUAAUGUCUCUGAGAGUGCUAAACUAGGGCAAAAUGUUGGGCAAAUUAUUGCUUUUGAUUUUGAAACUGGUGGCAAUGGAGAGGUGUACAUUUCACUUUCACCUGAAAUUGACAAUAUUUCACCUUUCGCUCUUUUCCAAAAUGGGACAAUUAUUUUGAAUGGAAGUAUAGACCAUGAAGCAAGAAAUCAGUAUGAAUUCAGAGUUUCGGCUAUUGAUAGAGGUACCCCACCUCUAAAUGCAACUACUUAUGUCAGAAUUUCAAUCCUGGAUGAAAAUGACAACAUGCCCGUCAUCACCUACCCCAACAUCACCCAUCACUCAACUCAGAUAUCUACUGACUAUCAAAUAGACAGCAUCAUCACAUCAGUCCAAGCCAAAGAUGCCGACUUUGGUGUCAAUGCUCAGCUGAAAUAUGUGAUCACAUCAAGAAAUGACAGUGGUCGAUUUGAAAUUGAUGCCAAAACAGGUGAAAUUUCCGUGACAAAGCACCUGUCCAAGAAUGACAUUAACAUGUAUAAGUUUAUGAUCAUGGUCCAAGAUGGAGGUGUUCCUCCCCAUGCAUCCCACACCAUCCUCUUCGUCAACAUUGUUGCUGGCAAUGGUUCCGCCAUGCUGGGUACUCAUGGACACAAUGACCAGAAUGUCCUCAUCACUGUGACGAUCAUCUGCGUCACUGCGAUCGUCUCGGCAAUAAUUGUGUUAGUUAUUAUUGUAAUGAAGAGGAAAGACAAGCAGAGGACUAAGACACCGGAGGGAUCGAUGUAUCUCCAGCCUCCAAGUUCUCUCACUCAGUAUGUUGACAAGGUAAAGGUAGAUAAUGUCAGGACCAGUAAAGGAGUGGAAAAUCACACUGAUGAAGAAUUUGGAUUUUCCGGGCGAAAAGAAAAGGAUGCUGAGAAUAUGAAAAAUGACUCCAACUCACAGCAGUACAGUUUGUCGAAAGAGACUCGGGAUGAGAGUGACGGGCGGCUGGACCAGCUGGCGGUGUUGCAACUGCACCAGGCCUUGCUGCAGACAUACCAGGGCCAUCAGCUCUCUAACACACAGAAAAUUGCAGCUUGGCAGCGUGGUCAAGACGACGUUCACAGUGAUGCAUCCGGUGAGACGACAACCAGUGACAGCGGCCGUGGCGGCAGUGAAGAGGACAUCUGCAGUCACAGCGGUGCUUCAGCAUCACAGAUUGAAGACCUCCAUGAGAUGUCCCGGGAUACAUUGCUCAACAACACAAGCUUCCAGUCAAGUCAGACCAUACCAAGUUCUCUUAAGUCAGGACUUAAAGACAAUGUUCGAGCCAGUGUCAGGAAGCAUGUGACCUUCAGAGACUUGUCUGACAAAGGCCACCAUGACAUUUACCCAGAACCCUCUCAACAUCAUCAAGUGCCACCUUCAAAACAUCACCCUGUGAGAAACAUGGACAAAACAUAUCCACAGAACCCACCCCUGAAACCUCCCUCUCGGGGCCCUCAAAAUUGUGGUUUCACUGUGAGAAAUCCCACUUUUACCAGUGACAAUUUUUACCAUGGUGGGUGCAAGAAAUCUGUUGGGGAUUUCCAUUUACCAGUGCAAGAUCAUAUCUCGCAUGUGAGAGACUGGAGGAACGACAGUAUUGCAACGACAGAUGAUGGGGACGACAGGUCCACCACGACCUCAGGGAGCUAUACUAUUGACAAUGAUGAAUCCUGUGUUAAUUUAGACUUCAAUGACUUCAAGGAUGUUGUGGUGUGACAUCAGUCAUCUACAUGUCAUUGUUCACAUCAGUUGCAAGUGUGCUAAACUCCGCAGCAUCAUCCAUGACGUUCCACAGUUCCAUGUUCCUUCCAACAUGGAAUAUCCCAAAGACAGUAGUUUCACCUGGUUUAUGUGUUGACUUAAAGUCAGUGAAUGUAUGUUACAUUUGUGUUGUUGAAAAUGGAUUGAAUUAAGAGCAAUUAAGACUUCCAUAUUUAGAAAAAUAGCUGAAAUAUAACAAUUUGAGUAUAGAUAUUUUUGUACACACUUGUAUAAUCUUUAUACAGAUUAUGAUCAAAUCAUGGUCAUAAGGAUAUAAGUUAGGGACAAAACUUAAAAAAGCAGUAUUGAUAUUGUUUAAAGUACAAAUACUUUCAUAACACUGGGAAUGUGAGUGAUCAUUACUCUCGUUAUGUGGUCUUUAUUCUCAUAUAUUUCACUCACACCAAGGGCAAUUUAGAGACAAUAUUCUGAGCAUCUUCUGAAAAAUAUGUCACCUUUGCACAAAUGUGAGAAAUAUGUUGGACACAUGAGCUAGAGUAGAAAAUAAUUGAUGAGAUUCCCCUGGCUUCAUUUGCCAGCUGAGUGUCAUGCUUAUUAUUGGAGCUGACACAAUGUAAAAUAUUAAUGAAGUAAGACCUAGCAAAUAUGAUGAUUAAUUUAAUAGCAUGAGAAAAUAUUUUUUCUCAUCGUUAAUAUGAUUGGAAUUUCAUGCGUCAACAGAAAUGAUAGAACUACUGAUCUCACAAGAUGUUUUUCCUGAGCACAAAUCACAGAAAGUGUUAGGACCUGAAUGUUUGGUGUCAUUAUUGACAUGAACUGGUUUUGGAGUCAUUAGAAAUUUUUCUUGUUAUAGUAUUGUUGCAAUCUCAAUAAUGAUAUAUGACCAAUCAGCAUUAUUUGAUUAUGUAUGUGUUAAUUAGUACAGUGGGUAUUUUGGAACCAAUAUCUGUCAAUAUCUUGCCAAAGGUAUCAUAAAGUUGUCAGUUUCACAUAUGCAACAACUGUUGUCAUGCACAGGAGAUGUCAGUGUUUGAUGUCUGGCUGACAAAAGCUGGUAAUUGAUGCAAACUAUUUCUUUAUGAGGAGCAGGUCGGGUAAUUAUGUCCCAAGCAAUAAGCACAUAGUGUGUCUGGCAUCAGGGCUGGUGGUAGGGGCGACACAAUUGGCUACUGCUAUUGAUUCAUGUCAAUGUGAAAUUAACAUUUCUCAUCUCCGCCUGCUUUCAUUAGUUGCCAGUCAGUGGAAGGGGGAACAAUGUGAUGAAGUUAACACGUUUUGAUUGCAAAUAUGACACUGACAUUUCCUGAACAUUAAAUGAAUUUUAUAGGUUUUUAACUCAUAUACAUGUGUUACUGUGAACCAAAGUAGAAUAUCAUUGUUUAUAAUACUGUUAUUUAAACUGUACAAUAAUGAAUUAACUAGACUACAAUAUUAGGAGAAAAUUGAUAAAGCGUUCAGAUAGCUUAUGACAAAUUGUUAAGAAAGUUAGUAACUGGUAGUCACAAUUCUAAAGGUUUUUUCUUUAAUUUUGUUGUUACGGAUAUUUAUGUGGUGCUUUGUUGAACAAGACCCAACAGUUGUGAGGAUUGUAAUCCACCUAUGUUGCUAAUGUGUUGAUUGGUGAAGUACUUUGUACACAAUCAGGUAGAUACAUACCGAAUCAAAUUUGUAGAUAUCUGUCAAUCAAAAUGAUCCAAAUGUUGUUGCCAUGAUUAUUUAUUAUGUCAUUGAAUUUCCACCGAAUGCUAUGUUGAAUGAGUGAAUGUGAGACUGACUGUUUUUGUUAUAUUUGUUACAUGAAUGGUAUCUGUAUAUUGAAUGACUUGUAUAUAGCAAUGAACCACCAUGUGUUCUGUUAUCGGCAUGACAAACAUGUACAUUUCUCUCCCGCUGCAAAUAAAUGUGGGAAAAUAUAA